Messenger RNA from Megalops cyprinoides (Indo-Pacific tarpon), 6201 nucleotides. RefSeq names its product sodium channel, voltage-gated, type IV, alpha, a (gene scn4aa). Gene Ontology annotation, molecular function: voltage-gated sodium channel activity; protein binding. Lineage: Eukaryota; Metazoa; Chordata; Actinopteri; Elopiformes; Megalopidae. The record is from RefSeq and is a predicted model, not a curated record. Gene Ontology annotation, biological process: membrane depolarization during action potential; sodium ion transmembrane transport; neuronal action potential. Gene Ontology annotation, cellular component: plasma membrane; axon; voltage-gated sodium channel complex.
GCAAGGAGAGGGGGAAAAUAAACGUCUCGGCAAAAGGCUUGAACGAAGACUUAUCUAACGGGGUAUUUCUUGGAUUCUGUGGAAAUAUACAUUUACAUUUUUACAGUGAAAGGAACCCUGACCCAGUGGGGUUUUGUAAGAGUGGAGCCUAUGCGUGCAAUCACCAUCCCCUCCCUCUCUCCCCCCGCCCUCCGAUCCCGCAGCCUGCUACUGAGAGACCCCGGUGUGGUGGUGAUUUCUUCGCGUGCGAAGAUGGCAAGCCUGCUCCCUCCCACAGGCACCGAUGUGUUCCGCCGCUUCACCCCAGAAUCGCUGGCGGAGAUUGAAAGGCGCAUCAAGGAGAAGAAGGAGAAGGGAACAGAGGAAGAGGAAGAUGAGCCCAGUGUGCCCACCAGUGACCUGGAGGCCGGCAAGUCUCUGCCCAUGAUCUAUGGAGACCCCCCGCCCGCGAUGCUCAACGACCCUCUCGAGGACCUGGACCCCUUCUUCGAAGCGCAGAAAACUUUUAUUGUCAUCAGCAAAGGGAAUACAAUCUACAGGUUCAACGCUGAACCUGCAUGCUACAUUCUGAGCCCCUUUAACAUUGUUAGGAGAGGAUCAAUAAAAAUUCUCAUACAUUCAUAUUUUAGUAUGAUCAUCAUGAUCACCAUUCUAUCAAACUGUGUGUUCAUGACAAUGAGCAACCCGCCCACUUGGAGUAAAACUGUUGAGUAUGUCUUUACUGGUAUUUAUACCUUUGAGGCGACGGUCAAAGUAUUGUCGAGAGGCUUCUGUAUUGGACCUUUUACAUUCCUCCGAGAUCCAUGGAACUGGCUGGAUUUCAUGGUGAUCAGCAUGGCGUACAUCACUGAGUUUGUCGAUCUUGGCAACGUGUCAGCCCUCAGGACUUUCCGUGUGCUCCGAGCUCUUAAGACAAUCACUGUAAUUCCUGGUUUGAAAACCAUCGUGGGAGCUCUGAUCCAGUCAGUGAAGAAGAUGGUGGAUGUGAUGAUCCUGACCGUAUUUGCCCUUGCUGUCUUUGCCCUCAUCGGGCUGCAGCUCUUCAUGGGCAACCUUAGGCAUAAGUGUGUUCGCUGGCCCAUUUUCACCAAUGACAGCUGGGUGGAUGACUUCAACUCCACCAUGGCCUUCAAUGACACCAUGGCCUUCAACACUACGGCCAACAGCACUAGCACCUUCGACUUCAAUGAAUAUAUCAACAAUGAAGAAAACUACUACUUCUUGGAUGGCAGUUUGGACGCCCUUCUUUGUGGAAACAGCUCUGAUGCUGGAAAGUGCCCAGAAGGAUAUACCUGUAUGAAGGCUGGGAGGAACCCCAACUAUGGCUACACAAGCUAUGACUCCUUUGGCUGGGCGUUCCUGGCCCUCUUCCGCCUCAUGACGCAGGACUACUGGGAAAACCUCUUUCAGCUGACGUUGCGAGCAGCAGGGAAGACCUACAUGAUCUUCUUUGUGGUGGUGAUCUUCUUGGGUUCCUUCUACCUCAUCAACCUUAUUCUUGCUGUGGUGGCCAUGGCCUAUGACGAGCAGAAUGAAGCCACAAUAGCAGAGGCCAGGGAGAAGGAGGAGGAGUUUCAAAGGCUCCUGGAGCAACUGAAGCAACAGGAUCAGCAGAUACACUGUUCUGACAGCAAGUCAUCACUGUCCAGUAGAAAAGUAAAAAAGGGUGUGGGUGGAUCAGAACAUGAGUUAUCUGAUGACGAGCACAGCCUAGGAGAAGAUGGUGAUGUCAUAAAGGACUGCAACGGGAGAAUUGUGCCCCGACUCGUCAUCGACAAGGCCUCUUCAGGGGAGGAGUCUGCUGAUGAGGAGACGGAAGGCACUGAGGAGAAGUCCCAUGGAUCGAAGGCCAGCAUGGUAUUCCUGGAGGAGCCGGGCCUGAAGAAAAGAACUGCCAGUGCUAUGAGUGUCUUCACAACAGCCUUAGAAGACCUAGAGGAUGCUCAAAGGCCAUGCCCUCCAUGGUGGUACAAGUUUGCUGACAUUUUCUUGAAAUGGGACUGUUGUCCGCUGUGGAUCACCUUGAAGAAGUGGAUCCACUUUGUGGUGAUGGACCCAUUUGUGGACCUGGGCAUCACCAUAUGCAUCGUCCUCAACACCCUUUUUAUGGCUAUGGAACACUACCCAAUGAGCCCAGAGUUUGAUCACAUGCUGUCUGUGGGAAACCUGGUUUUCACAGGGAUUUUCACAGCAGAAAUGGUCUUCAAACUCGUUGCCAUGGACCCAUAUUACUACUUCCAGGUUGGAUGGAAUGUUUUUGACAGCAUCAUUGUCACUCUGAGUCUGGUAGAGCUGGGCCUGGCCAAUGUCCAGGGUCUGUCUGUCCUUCGGUCCUUCCGUUUGUUGCGUGUUUUCAAGCUGGCCAAGUCCUGGCCCACCCUAAACAUGCUGAUCAAGAUCAUCGGGAACUCUGUGGGAGCCCUGGGCAACCUUACGCUCGUGCUGGCCAUCAUCGUCUUCAUCUUCGCCGUGGUGGGCAUGCAGCUGUUCGGCAAGAGCUACAAGGACUGCGUCUGCAAGAUCUCAGGGGACUGUGAGCUGCCACGCUGGCACAUGAAUGACUUCUUCCACUCCUUUCUGAUUGUGUUCCGUAUCCUGUGUGGGGAGUGGAUCGAGACCAUGUGGGACUGCAUGGAGGUGGCUGGUGCUGGAAUGUGUGUCAUCGUAUUCAUGAUGGUCAUGGUCAUCGGAAACCUGGUGGUCCUCAACCUUUUCCUGGCCUUACUCCUGAGCUCAUUCAGUGGGGACAACCUGGCAGGGGGAGAUGAUGACGGGGAGAUGAACAACCUGCAGAUCGCCAUCGGCAGGAUCACCAGGGGCAUCGACUGGGUGAAAGCCCUGAUCGCCAGGCUUGUCAGGCAGAUGCUCGGCAAGAAGGCCAAGGAGGAGGAUGGUGACAGCGAUGACGGUGAUCAGACGAAAAAGGAGAGCUUGGCCAUGAACCACAUGGACUCAGGGGAGGACCCUAAGGCGGAUUUCAAAAUGGUGGAUGGUGUUGCCAACUGGGUAGACAAGGCCCAUCCUGGUAGGUUUGACGUUAAUGCCGACGUGACCCUCAACGUCCCUAUUGCUCAGGGGGAGUCUGAUUUUGAAAACCCGGAUGAAGAUGACUCCAGCUCAGAGGAUGAAGAUGAGAUCAACAGCAGAAAAAAGCUGCUUGGUGUGGUGGAUGAUGACUCGUCCGUGUGCAGCACGGUGGACUACCAGCCUCCAGAGCCAGAGAAGGAGGAAGAGGAGGAGGAAGAGCCUGAGCCGGAAGAGCCAGAGGCCUGUUUCACAGAUGACUGCAUCAGGCGUUUCCCAUGCUUGAUUGUGGACAUCACUCAGGGCAAAGGGAAGAUGUGGUGGAAUCUUAGGAGGACGUGCUUCACCAUCGUGGAGCAUGACUACUUUGAAACCUUCAUCAUCUUCAUGAUCCUGCUCAGCAGUGGAGCCCUGGCCUUUGAAGACAUAUACAUUGAACGCCGCAGAACUAUAAAAAUCAUCUUGGAAUAUGCAGACAAAGUGUUCACCUACAUUUUUAUUAUUGAAAUGCUCCUUAAGUGGGUGGCUUACGGAUUUAAGACCUACUUUACUAAUGCUUGGUGCUGGCUGGACUUCCUGAUUGUAGAUGUUUCCUUGAUCAGUCUUACAGCAAAUUUAAUGGGCUACUCUGAGCUGGGGCCCAUCAAAUCCCUGAGAACACUGAGGGCCUUGCGGCCCCUCAGAGCCCUGUCCAGAUUUGAAGGGAUGAGGGUGGUGGUGAAUGCACUGGUGGGGGCAAUCCCCUCCAUCUUCAAUGUAUUACUGGUGUGCCUCAUCUUCUGGCUCAUAUUUAGCAUCAUGGGGGUUAACCUUUUUGCGGGGAAAUUCUACCGCUGCAUCAACACCACCACUGAGGAGGUCUUCCCAAUCGAUGUGGUGAACAACAAGAGUGACUGCAUGGCCCUCAUGUACACCAAUGAGGUGCGGUGGGUCAAUGUCAAGGUCAACUAUGACAACGUGGGCUUGGGCUACCUAUCCCUGCUGCAAGUGGCAACAUUCAAAGGUUGGAUGGACAUCAUGUAUGCAGCUGUGGAUUCACGUGAGAUAGAAGAACAGCCCUCCUACGAGAUCAAUCUCUAUAUGUACCUAUACUUCGUCAUCUUCAUCAUCUUCGGGUCUUUCUUCACCCUCAACCUCUUCAUUGGUGUCAUCAUUGACAACUUCAAUCAGCAAAAGAAAAAGUUUGGAGGGAAGGACAUCUUCAUGACAGAGGAACAGAAGAAAUAUUACAAUGCCAUGAAGAAACUGGGCUCCAAGAAACCAGUGAAACCCAUUCCUAGACCAUCGAAUGAAAUCCAAGGCAAAGUGUUUGACUUCAUCACCCAACAGUUCUUUGAUAUCUUCAUCAUGGUGCUGAUCUGCCUCAACAUGGUCACCAUGAUGGUAGAGACAGAUGACCAAAGUGCAGAGAAGGAAAAUGUUCUCUAUCAAAUCAACUUGGUCUUCAUUGUGAUUUUCACAGGAGAGUGUAUCCUCAAGAUGUUCGCACUCAGAUAUUACUUUUUCACCAUUGGAUGGAAUAUUUUUGAUUUUGUUGUGGUCAUUCUCUCAGUUGUGGGUAUCAUGCUGUCAGACAUCAUAGAGAAGUAUUUUGUGUCACCCACCCUUUUCAGAGUCAUCAGACUGGCCAGAAUUGGACGUGUUCUGCGUCUCAUCAGGGGUGCAAAGGGUAUCCGGACAUUGCUGUUUGCUUUGAUGAUGUCACUUCCUGCCCUCUUCAACAUUGGCCUCCUCCUCUUUUUAAUCAUGUUCAUCUUCUCCAUCUUUGGCAUGUCCAACUUUGCCUAUGUCAAAAAACAGGCUGGAGUCGAUGACAUCUUCAAUUUUGAGACCUUUGGAAGCAGCAUUAUCUGUCUGUUUGAGAUCACCACGUCUGCGGGCUGGGAUGGUCUCCUGCUUCCUGUGCUGAAUAGUGGUCCUCCAGACUGCGAUCCUGAUGUGGAGAACCCAGGCUCUGAAGUAAGGGGGAACUGUGGGAAUCCGGGUAUGGGCAUCAUGUUUUUCUGCAGUUACAUCAUCAUGUCCUUCCUUGUGGUGGUGAAUAUGUACAUUGCCAUCAUCUUAGAGAACUUCAAUGUGGCCCAGGAGGAGAGCGGGGAUCUCCUCUGUGAGGAUGAUUUUGAGAUGUUCUACGAGACGUGGGAGAAGUUUGAUCCUGAAGCUACCCAGUUUCUGGAGUACAGCAAACUGUCAGAGUUCUGUGAUGCCUUGCUAGAUCCUCUGAGGAUUCCAAAACCCAACAGACUAAAACUGAUUUCCAUGGACUUUCCAAUGGUCCCUGGGGACAAAAUCCAUUGUAUGGAUGUCCUGCUUGCCCUCACAAUGGAGGUUUUGGGUGAUACAAUAGAGAUGGCUGCCAUGAAGGAGAGCAUGGAGGCAAAGUUCAUAAUGAAUAAUCCCUCAAAGGCAUCUUUUGAGCCCAUCAUCACCACAUUGAGGCGAAAGGAGGAGGAGAUGGCGGCCGUGGUCAUUCAGAGGGCCUAUCGCAGACACCUGCUGGAGAGGUCUAUCAAGCAGGCCUCUUUCAUGCAUCGCUCAAAGUCAGCUGUGAGGAAGGAGGAUGAGGAGCCACCAGAAACAGAGGGAUUGAUUGCCAGAAAGAUGAAUGCACUCUAUGGAAGCCAGGCAAUUGAGGAAGAACCCCCAUUUGCACAUGCUGAAUACCAAGUGGACCCUGAAGUAAUGUGGCCUCCCCUUGCCCCUGAUGGGCAUUUGGUGGUGGUCCCUGUAGAAGUCACGAGCGAGGUGGUCUUACGUUCAGCUCCAUCCCGUCAUCCUCCCUCAGCAGAGGGCAACAUCAGGGAGUCAAUCGUAUAACAAAAAGCAUCUGAGAGAAUGCACCAUCAUCUCCCCGUUGGAAGAUAAGGAGUCACAAACAUGAGCUGUUGAAGAGAGAGAUUGCUGAGUCUCAGCAGCACAGCUAACACCUUACACGGCACUAAUUUGAAGGGAUUGCACAUAAAUGACAGAACAUAUACUUUGAAGAGUAAUAAGUAGGUGAAUGAGGUUUGUAGACAGUCAGGACUGACUAAUUCUGGAAUGUGUGCUGUUUCAGCUUUUAUCAAAUGAUCAACUUCAGCCUGGACUGAUCUUUAAAAAUUGUCCCCAUUGCAAUUUUCUGUGCCUUGUAUGGGUUGAGUGCUUUUUAUUAGCACUUUAUUCAGGUUUGAAACCUCA